This is a messenger RNA of Truncatella angustata, 1798 nucleotides long. Its product is annotated as meiotically up-regulated gene 113-domain-containing protein. NCBI's taxonomy places the organism in Eukaryota, Fungi, Ascomycota, Sordariomycetes, Amphisphaeriales, Sporocadaceae. The transcript has a single exon. The coding region runs from base 310 to 1596 and encodes 428 amino acids. The record is from RefSeq and is a predicted model, not a curated record.
CUCAUGACAUGGAGCCCAACCCCCUCCAAUAAACGCUUGACUGACGUCGAGUUAUCCACGAUCCGAAACGCAACAGGGAAUCACGCUGGCUGUGGAUGCGUGGAUUCCACUCAACGGCUGUGACUUAUGGAUACUCAGACCUAACGUUAUUUUCUAUAGAUUGUUCCUGGAUUCCGAGUCUCUCUCAUCUAAACUUGAUUGUAAACACUGCAUCCUUCGUUAUGCUUGUUAGUUGACAUUCGCUAUAAACAUUCGUUUCUACAAAAACCAUACGAGCUAAGAAUCCGGGAACAAUCUUGAACUAUAACAAUGCCAUUUAUACCCAACACCCCCGAGUCACUGAUUGCACGUUCCGACUCUAAGAACCCAGACACGACAUGUCGAGGCGUCACCGGGAGCGGACGCCCCUGUCGGCGUCCACUCGCUGCCUCCCCGUCUGCUUCGCCAGCCUCGUCGCACAUGCAGGUGCCCAAGAAGCAGCAGCUCCGCGUUGAUGAUCCUGCCGAUCCCGAAUCCUACUGCUGGCAACACAAAGAUCAGGCGAGCUUGUCUGCUCAGUCCAGCCCUGGCCCGAGGACGAACACGACUCCAAUCCUCGAACAACGGGAAAGCUUGGAUACCCUAUUCGAUAGACUGGGAAUAGUAGAGGCGCAGCAGAAGAAGAAGAAGAAGUCUGGAAAAGAUGGAAGGACCUCAAGCAGUGGAAGCAAUGGCCACGCCGGCGACAAGAUCACCCAGACUGCAUCGGGGAACUUGGAGAAGCCUCCGAGGCGGAAGAAGAAGCAGUCCACGUUUUGCUGUUGCUUCACAAUCCCAACCUUUGAGGAGGAAAGGCCUGCGAGGCCGAAACCUAAGCCCUUACAAUCUGCGCCGGCGGCAGUAGGAGGUUCCGCCAAGUUACCAUCUGGCCAGUUUCUCGCGCCAUCCUCGGCCGGGCCGCGACCAAGCGUUGGCAACUCCUCUAGACGCUCCUCUGCCAUGUCGCAAACGUCGCAGUAUCUUUCGCUUAUCCCGCCGCACGCUUCGCCUCAGACGGCAUCGCAGCUCAUGGCCGAGCUCGCGAAGCCGAUAUCACAGCAAGACGAGGCCGGCUACAUCUACAUAUUCUGGCUUACCCCCGAGUCUCAGCCGAAGACUCCACCGGUCGAAGCUGCCCGGGACCUGCUUUCGCCUCCGCCUGCACGCGGGAGCGGACGGCAAAGACGGACAAGCGACGUGUUGCAGUCUUAUGCGGGCCAGGGAGACGGCACCUCCAAGACAAUGCUGCUCAAAAUCGGACGGGCAAACAAUGUUCAACGACGCCUGAACGAGUGGACGCGCCAGUGCGGUUUUAAUAUUUCCCUCAUUCGGUACUAUCCCUAUGUAUCGAGCACCACGCCCUCCACACCACGAAAGAUGCCGCAUAGUCACAAAGUGGAGCGCUUGAUCCAUAUCGAGCUUGCGGGUGCCGGACUUCGGGUCAGCGACAAAGGAAACUGCGAAUCUUGCGGCAAAGCGCACAAGGAGUGGUUUGAGGUCGAUGCAACACGCAAGGGUAUCGAGACCGUGGACGAGGCAGUCCGGCGGUGGUCGGACUGGGACGAAGGGAGGGCUUAAUUGAGGUUUGUAUUUCCCACUUAGUGGUGCAUUGGGCGGGCGUUUUGGGGACAUAGACCAUUGGCGCACAUUGAGUGCAGGACUCAUCAUCAUCAUCAUCAUCACCACCGAUACAAUCGGCAGUGGUUACUGGUUAGCAUUAGAUAUAUAAAUAUGAGAAAAUAUCAACUAAGCAGUGCUUCCAACAACAGCAAACAUGGCA